AUGACGAGGGUGUUCCAGCGGGUGAACGGCAUCCUGCUGAGCAACUUCUCCAAGAAGAACAAUGAGGUGGGAACGCAGAUCACCGUGCAGCAGUACACGGACGGUGUCGCGAGCACGAGCCACGCGGUCACGCCCGUGUACUCCAGGACAUCGGCCUGCGGCACCAGCGCGACGGAAAAUAGCAACAUGAUGGACGCGAUAGCUACCAUGAGAGUCAUCAGCAGUAAGCACAGCAUCUUGGACCACAGUCGCGGAUACAUGCACGGCAUCGUGAGCCACAGUGGCGGAUGCAUGGCGAAGUAG
Messenger RNA from Phytophthora sojae, 303 nucleotides. RefSeq lists its product as hypothetical. The coding region runs from base 1 to 303 and encodes 100 amino acids. Lineage: Eukaryota; Oomycota; Peronosporomycetes; Peronosporales; Peronosporaceae. The record is from RefSeq and is a predicted model, not a curated record. The transcript has 4 exons.